GCCUCAUAAUCCAGAUCUAUCCUGACUCUGUUACUGGAGACACGGCCGGGUAAUGGGGUCUCCUUCCUGUCAUGUAUUACUAAGUACUCAUCACCCCACAAUCUCUCCAAACCCCAGGACUUCCUAUUAAAUCCAAUCCAAGACUGAACUCCCCUCCUGUCUAUACUGGGGUAGCACAUUCCGACUUUCCAGUAGAUAGAACCCCCAACAUCCACUUCCCAGUAAUGUCUCCCCGAGGAGAAAAUCUGACUGCUGAUCACCUGAGGACACUGAAAUCUCUCUGGUGUUUCUGGGAGAUUCUGAUGUGAUGAUGAGGAUGCAGUUUUCCCGUCAUCUGAUAUAAGUAGAUAAUUACCAGCUGUCCUCACAUCCAGUAAUAUGUCUGUAACCCCCGACACCCCCCAUGUUUGCUGUACAGCCCCAAUAUUUGGUCCUCCAGUGGAGGAGGGUUGGGGGUCUGGCCUGGAUGGUGGAGCAUUGAUGGGACCUUUGCCCUUUGUAGUAGAAUGUGGAGAGACAUGUGUGCCUGUACAUUUCUGUACAUUGACCCCAGACAUGAUAUCAGAUAAACCCGUGUGUAAUAUGUGUGAGAUCCCCCCCACAUCCACAUCCCCUCCAUCAUGGAGGAGGUUCUCAUGUCUCUCUCUGUCCUCA
This is a messenger RNA of Staurois parvus, 654 nucleotides long. Lineage: Eukaryota; Metazoa; Chordata; Amphibia; Anura; Ranidae. The record is from the annotation of a GenBank genome assembly.